This is a messenger RNA of Asparagus officinalis (garden asparagus), 1848 nucleotides long. Its product is annotated as putative amidohydrolase YtcJ. The record is from RefSeq and is a predicted model, not a curated record. Gene Ontology annotation, molecular function: hydrolase activity, acting on carbon-nitrogen (but not peptide) bonds; pyridoxal phosphate binding. Bases 398 to 1744 code for a protein of 448 amino acids. Gene Ontology annotation, biological process: transsulfuration. Lineage: Eukaryota; Viridiplantae; Streptophyta; Magnoliopsida; Asparagales; Asparagaceae. The transcript has a single exon.
UUCUUCCAAGGAAACCCAACGAAGGUGUUCGAAGAAAUGCCUUAGUGAGCCGUUGAGAUCCACCAAGAAUCUGCAGGGGUCUUUGAGGCGCUCGUGGAGGAACUGGAAUCGAUCACCUAAAGUAGAUGUUGAUCUCUCUCCAACAUCUGAAUCAAGGAAGAAGAAGACGAAGAAGCCGCAAUCUUCUCGUCUCCACCGAUUUCCAACACCUGAUGCAAGGAAGAAGAAGACGAAGAAGCUGCAGUCUUCUCGUCUCCACCGAAAGCCAAAACUCAAGAAACCACCAUGGCCAACCUUAAGCAAGAGAAAGCCAAAGCUCAAGAUCCCACCGUGGCUAAUCUCAAGCAAGAAGAAGAAAAAACCCAACAAGAAACCGCCAGUUUCAAAUGUUUCAGCCAUGGCCAGCAACACAGUUUUAGCCAUGGCCAGCAACGGAGCUAAGAGAAUCAUCAGAGGAUUGAGAUCCUCAGCUCUCAUCCUCAAGUUUCUGCCUAAUUUCGUUCGCCACCUCAGCAACAAGGCUCGCCGGAACUGCGGCAACAUCGGAAUUGCUCAAGUCGCCGCGGCCUCUUGGGCCAACUCGCCGUCUGAUGAGGAAUCUCUCCCUUCCGCCUGUAAAGAACACGCUCUGCAAAAGGAGCUCAUAGGCCAGGGAACUGAAAAGUUAGAUCUUCAAGGGAAAGUUGUGGUGCUAGGGUUCAUCGAUUCACAUGUGCAUUUAAUAGCUGGCGGAUUGCAGAUGGGGCGAGCGGAACUUCGAGAUGUCAAAAGGCAAGAAGAUUUUGUACAGAAAGUCAAAGAAGAUGUUAGAGAUAAAACUCCUGGUGAAUGGGUAUUAGGUCAUGGAUGGAACAAUGAUAUUUGGGGAGCUUUACCUGGUGCUUCUUGGAUAGAUGGGAUUACACAUGACAAUCCUGUUUGGUUAUCUCGUAGGGAUGGUCAUAUGGGAGUUGCCAAUUCACUAGCACUGAAGAUUGCCGGAAUCACUAAUAUUACAAAAGAUCCAGUUGGUGGCUCCAUUCUAAGAACUAUGGAUGGAGAACCUACUGGACUACUGGCUGAUUCAGCGAUGAAACUUGUACUUGAUGUGAUUCCUGAGGUCUCAGUUAGUGAGAGGAGAAAUGCAUUGUUAAAGGCGAGCAAAUAUGCACUGAUGAAGGGAGUGACAACAGUAGUUGAUGUAGGAAGAUAUAUUCCUGGUACACCAGUAGAUCAUCCUUGGCAAGAUCUUUCAGAUGUUUAUAUGUGGGCUGAUUCCACUGGUAAAAUGCUGAUCCGAGUGUGCUUAUUCUUUCCAAUACAGUCAUGGUCUUGUCUAGCUGAAUUUCGUGAAAAGAAAGGAUCAUCCUUAAGUCAGUGGAUUUAUUUGGGUGGUGUCAAAGCUUUUGCUGAUGGGUCCUUGGGUUCCAACAAUGCACUCUUCCAUGAGCCUGAUGAAGAUGACCCUCACAAUUAUGGUUUGAGAGUGACUGAUUUUGACGGACUGAUUGAUUUCAAAGAAGGCAGACAGGGAGGCUUUGAGUGUGGACGAUAUGGAAAACCAACUACUCAGGUGUUGGAGAAGAAGAUGAGUGCAUUGGAGAGGGCUGAAACCACUUUGUUUGUGUCCUCUGGCAUGUACGCCAGUUGUGCGGUGCUCUCGACCCUGGUUCCUGCAGGUGGCCAUAUCGUUACAACAACUGAUUGCUAUAGGAAGACAAGGAUGUUCAUUGAGAAUGAGCUUCCAAAGAAGGGAAUCGUUUGACAUCUCAAGUUCUCGUCAAAUGGAAGCAGCGCACUUCAUUAGAUUCAACUUGGGAGCCUUCCUGGGAACUUGUUAAACAAUUUUCUACAUUUGACCUUGAGACA